CGGCGGGGCCGCGACCGAGGGACCGGCGACCGGCGACAUGUUCCGCUGCCGCGCGGGCCUGGCGCGCGCCCUGCGCCCCCCGCCGCGGGGACGCGCCUACGCGGGCACGUUGUUGCAGCGCUGGAAUGUGCCCCCAGACCUACAGCUGAGCAGACAAAUGGCUAGCACAGGCAUGCCUGGGCAAAAGGGCAGUAAUUCGGUUUUUGUCCUUAUUAUGGGCUUGUCCACCUUAGGAGCAGGUGCCUAUGUGUACAAAACAAUCCAGGAGAGCAAAGAGCGAUACGCCAGCCGGCUCGCGAGGAUCACCAGGCAAACCCAAGACGAUCAGUCCUCUGCCUCAGAUGCAGGUGCUGCUCCUCAGGGCACAGCAGCUCCGGGCAUGCCUCCCAAGGUCCCAUCCCACGUCCCUUUCCUGCUCAUUGGGGGAGGAACUGCUGCUUUCGCUGCUGCCAGAUCCAUCCGGGCCCGUGACCCUGGUGCGCGGGUGCUGAUUGUGUCUGAAGAUCCUGCCCUCCCCUACAUGCGUCCACCCCUUUCCAAAGAACUGUGGUUUUCUGAUGAUCCCGACGUGACAGAGACGUUGCGGUUCAAGCAGUGGAACGGCAAGGAGAGGAGUAUCUUUUUCCAGCCGCCGUCUUUCUACGUGCCUGUCGAGGACCUGCCUUCUGUGGAGAAUGGUGGGGUGGCAGUUCUGCCUGGCAAGAAGGUUGUGCACAUGGAUGUCAGAGGGAACACAGUGAAGCUUAGUGAUGGGACCCAGAUAUCCUAUGACAAAUGUCUCAUUGCCACUGGGGGAUCCCCAAGGAAGCUGCCUGCCAUCGAAAGAGCAGGAAAGGACGUGCAGAAAAGGCUGACUCUGUUCCGAAAGAUUGAGGACUUCCGAAGGCUGGAGAAGAUUUCCAGGGAAGUCAAGUCCAUCACAAUUAUUGGUGGUGGUUUCCUCGGCAGCGAGCUGGCCUGUGCUCUGGGAAGGAGAGCACGAACCCAAGGCCUGGAGGUGAUCCAGCUGUUUCCAGAGAACGGCAACAUGGGCAAAGUCCUGCCUGAAUACCUGAGCAACUGGACCACGGAGAAAGUCAGAAGAGAGGGGGUCAAUGUCCUGCCCAAUGCCGUGGUCAAAUCAGUCUCUGUCUCCGGCAACCGGCUGGUGAUUAAACUGAAGGACGGCCGGAAGGUGGAGACAGAUCACAUUGUGGCUGCAGUGGGGCUGGAGCCCAAUGUGGAACUGGCCAAGUCAGCGGGGCUGGAGGUGGACUCGGACUUUGGGGGGUUCCGGGUGAACGCAGAGCUGCAGGCACGCUCCAACAUCUGGGUGGUGAGUGUGGGCACAGCCUCCCACAACAUCUGGGUGGCAGGGGAUGCUGCCUGUUUUUAUGACAUCAAACUGGGCCGCAGGCGUGUGGAGCACCAUGAUCACGCCGUGGUGAGCGGAAGACUGGCUGGAGAAAACAUGACAGGAGCUGCAAAGCCCUACUGGCACCAGUCCAUGUUCUGGAGUGACCUAGGCCCCAACGUGGGGUACGAAGCCAUUGGCCUCGUGGACAGCAGUUUGCCCACAGUGGGAGUGUUUGCCAAGGCGACAGAGAAGGACACGCCAAAAAGUGCAACAGAACAGUCAGGGACUGGAAUUCGAUCUGAGAGUGAAACAGAAGCGGAAGCCUCAGAAGUUCAGAUCUCUCAAAGCUCUUCACCAAUGCCUCAAGUCCCAAAGCAAGGAGAAGAUUACGGCAAAGGUGUCAUUUUCUACCUCAGGGAUAAAGUCGUGGUGGGAAUUGUGUUGUGGAACAUCUUCAACAGGAUGCCCAUUGCUCGGAAGAUAAUCAAAGAUGGGGAGGAGCAUGAGGACCUCAAUGAAGUAGCAAAACUCUUCAACAUUCAUGAAGACUGAACUCCACAGCAGGAAGACCUGGAGGAAGUGGGCUGCUGGCUGUGUGCACCCCUGCACCUUGGGCAGCUUCCUGGAAGCACUUGGGAAUAUUCCACUCACCCAAGCCCAGUGUUUGCACCAAUAAAGUCAGAUUGCUCUAGUCACCUGCUCCUUCCUGCACCACUGCCUGGCUGGUGAGGAAAGGGGAGCAUGCUGCCCCACUGGGGUCAGUUUUCCCUUGUGUGCGCCUUGGAGAAGCCUGCAGAACUCCAUCUUUCCUUGCAGGAAUUCCUACUGGUGAGCAAGCAGGCCUGCAGACUCUCUGCCUGUUCUCCAGACUGUCAAAACAGACUCAACUUGGGAAAAUAAAUUACCAAUCAAAAUCAGAGCAGGAUGAUGAGAAGUAAAACAAAUCUUAAAAACACUUCCCCUCCCUCCCUUUCCUUCCUGGGCUCUCCAUCUUCCCUCCCAUCAUCACAAGGAGACAGGGAAUGAGUGCCAUGGUCAGUUCACAUGUUGUUUCUGUCCCCUGCUCCAAGGUAGGGUCCCUCCCAUAGGAGCCAGUGCUCCAUGAAGUUCUCCAGCGUGAGUCCUUCCCAUGGGCUGAAGUUAAAUCUUUUAUCCCUGAGGUGUCACCACCAUCUCUGCUGGGCUCAGCCUUGGCCAGCAGUGGGUGCAUCCUGGAGCCGGUGGCAUUGGCUCUGUCGGACAUGGGGAAAGUUCUGGCAGUUUCUCACAGAAGCCACCCCAGUAGUCCCUUGCUGCCAAAACCUGGCCAUGCAAACCCAACACACCUGAUAACUGCAUUGGGUGAUGCAGGGCCUCAUGGUGCCCUUGGGCUGUUGUGACACUGCAAGCCCCAUGACACCAAGGGGCCAUUGUGACACAGCAGGGUCACAUCCUGCCUGUGGGGUGUUUAAGGAACCCCUCUGGGGUUCCAACUCAACCACCUUGCUGAGGAAGGAGCCCCCCAGGAGCUUCCCAGGACACCUGUGGAAAAGGAGCCAUGGAGGAGCAGAACCCCAGUCCCCAGAGCCCCAAGGAGAGGCACCAGCUGAGAGACAGAGGGAAAGGCCAACGGGAGGAUGGCACCAGCUGUACCAGCACCCUGCCCAAGCAGCUGCCUCCAUCCCGCACCUCUUCCUCCUCCCGCCCACAGCUGCAGCAGCCUCAGGGCAGCUCCCAGGGCCGGUCCCUGCACCGGCUGACACUGCCCCGCAGCUCCCAGGGCCAGUCCCUAACCCGGCUGACACUGCCCCGCAGCUCCCAGGGCCGGUCCCUAACGCGGCUAACACUGCCCCGCAGCUCCCAGGGCCGGUCCGUGUCCCGGCUGACAUCGUCCCGCAGCUCCCAGGGCAGCCAGACCCGGUCCGUGUCCUGGCUGACAUCGUCCCGCAGCUCCCUGAGCUCGGGGGGUACCGACAGCCGUCUCAGCCCGGACGAGGGGGGGCGGGAACAAGGCCCGCAGGGACGCAAGUCCCGCCCUGGUGGCUCCUUGCAGCCGGCCAUGCUGGCCAGCAGAGCCACAGCCCGUGGCCAGCACCGACCCGUGAGAAGCCGCCGGGCCAGCAGCGGCCCGGUGGGGCCAGAACCGGCCUCCACGAGGAAAGUAAUUUCUGACCCUCAGAGAAAGGCCUCUCAUCGUGUGGAACAGGAAACCCAGACUGAGUCCUGGGCACAAGAGGCAGAUUCAGCUGUUCAAUAUGCUGAGCAGGAGACACAGACAGAUAGUGUGGCAGAAGAGGAGAAAAAUUCAGCUGCUCCCCUCAUGGUUGACCAGGAGACAGAAACUGAGACUCCAAUACAAGAGAAGAAUUCAGCUUCUCCUCAAAUCACUGACGAGUGGACACAGACCAAGGCCCACAGCUCUGCCCCCUCCACAGGCACUGAUGCCCUGGCUCACCAGCAGCCGCACUCCCUGUUCUGUAGGGAAUUCUGGCGCUCCUGCACGGCUGGACAGCCUCGUGCUGCCAGCGCCCUGCAGGACCUCAGGGACAGCCGCUGCUCCAGGCAGCCACAAUGGCCUGAGCACAGCACACCAGACAAGUGGGGGUGGACGGCACUGCCACCCUACUCUUGGUCAUGGCUCAUUGAGAUGAACCAGUUUUAAUAAAAUAUUUCAUUUCUCUAA
Messenger RNA from Vidua chalybeata, 3998 nucleotides. RefSeq names its product apoptosis inducing factor mitochondria associated 1 (gene AIFM1). Lineage: Eukaryota; Metazoa; Chordata; Aves; Passeriformes; Viduidae. The coding region runs from base 38 to 1888 and encodes 616 amino acids. The transcript is spliced from 18 exons. Gene Ontology annotation, cellular component: cytoplasm; mitochondrion. Gene Ontology annotation, biological process: apoptotic process; mitochondrial respiratory chain complex assembly. The record is from RefSeq and is a predicted model, not a curated record. Gene Ontology annotation, molecular function: FAD binding; NAD(P)H oxidase H2O2-forming activity; protein dimerization activity.